This is a messenger RNA of Hipposideros armiger (great roundleaf bat), 4219 nucleotides long. RefSeq names its product nicotinamide nucleotide transhydrogenase (gene NNT). The record is from RefSeq and is a predicted model, not a curated record. Gene Ontology annotation, biological process: proton transmembrane transport; NADPH regeneration. Gene Ontology annotation, cellular component: mitochondrial inner membrane. Gene Ontology annotation, molecular function: NADP binding; oxidoreductase activity. Lineage: Eukaryota; Metazoa; Chordata; Mammalia; Chiroptera; Hipposideridae.
CAUUCCCUCCCUUCACCACCCCGUGCCUUUCUUCCCACUUUCUUUUUGGAGCUCUCCUGUUACAGAAAUUCUGAUUUUUCCUAGAGAGCUAGAGGAAAGUCAGGUACCAAGAGUGGAGCUAUAUUCUUCUCUUAUUUGAUCUGGCGGGAUACAGGAGAAGAAAUCACACCUUGUAACUGCCUCUCCAGGGGAAGAGAUCAAAUGCACCCUUGAAAACUUCAGGGCCCGCGUUUGGCUCCAGUGAUUUACCUUCGAGAAAAUUUGGGAAUUCAGAAAGUUGGGAACUCAUAUGAACAUGGCGAACCUACUGAAAACUGUGGUGACUGGCUGUUCGUGUCCUUUACUUAGCAGUUUGGGGUCCUGUAAGGUUCUACCUGGGAAGAAGGAUUUUUUACGAACAUUUCAUACUCAUCAGGCGCUAUGGUGUAAAUCCUCUGUAAAACCAGGAAUUCCAUAUAAGCAACUGACUGUUGGAGUCCCCAAGGAGAUUUUCCAAAAUGAGAAGCGAGUGGCAUUGUCUCCUGCUGGCGUUCAGGCCUUGGUCAAGCAGGGCUUUAACGUUGUGGUGGAAUCGGGUGCUGGUGAAGCUUCCAAGUUUUCCGAUGAUCACUACAGAGCGGCAGGUGCCCAAAUCCAAGGGGCGAAGGAAGUGCUGGCUUCUGAUUUGGUGGUCAAAGUACGAGCCCCCAUGCUUAAUCCAACGUUAGAUAUUCAUGAAGCUGACCUUUUAAAGACAUCGGGAACACUGAUUAGUUUUAUUUAUCCAGCCCAAAAUCCAGACUUGCUAAAUAAACUUUCCAAAAGAAAAACUACAGUUUUGGCUAUGGAUCAGGUUCCAAGAGUCACCAUUGCGCAGGGAUAUGACGCGCUAAGCUCUAUGGCCAACAUUGCUGGUUAUAAGGCUGUUGUACUUGCAGCAAAUCAUUUUGGACGGUUUUUCACUGGUCAGAUCACAGCUGCUGGAAAAGUCCCUCCAGCUAAGAUUCUGAUUGUUGGUGGUGGUGUUGCUGGGCUGGCCUCCGCAGGUGCAGCCAAGUCAAUGGGUGCAAUUGUUCGAGGUUUUGACACGAGAGCUGCAGCUUUAGAGCAAUUCAAGUCUCUUGGUGCUGAGCCCUUAGAGGUGGACUUGAAGGAAUCCGGCGAGGGACAAGGCGGAUAUGCGAAAGAGAUGUCCAAAGAGUUCAUUGAAGCUGAAAUGAAGCUCUUUGCUCAGCAGUGCAAGGAGGUGGAUAUCCUUAUUAGCACGGCACUUAUUCCAGGUAAAAAAGCUCCAGUUUUAUUUAGUAAAGAAAUGAUUGAGUCGAUGAAGGAAGGCUCAGUUGUUGUGGAUUUAGCUGCGGAGGCUGGUGGAAACUUUCAAACCACUAAGCCAGGGGAGCUGUAUGUUCAUAAGGGAAUUACUCACAUAGGCUACACCGACCUUCCCAGCCGAAUGGCCACUCAGGCCAGCACCCUCUAUUCCAACAACAUCACUAAGCUCCUGAAGGCCAUCAGCCCUGACAAAGACAAUUUUCAUUUUGAAGUGAAAGAUGACUUUGACUUUGGUACAAUGGGUCAUGUCAUUAGAGGAACUGUAGUGAUGAAGGAUGGUGAUGUGAUUUUCCCUGCUCCCACACCAAAAAAUAUUCCUCAAGAUGCCCCAGCAAAACAGAAGACAGUGGCUGAGCUGGAAGCUGAAAAAGCAGCUACUAUUUCACCCUUCAGGAGGACGAUGACAACGGCUUCUGCAUAUACAGCAGGGUUGACCGCGGUGGGUGGGUUGGCGCUGAUGGGAGGACAUUUGUAUCCGUCCUCAACUCCUGAGGGCCUUGCUGCUCUUGCCACAUUCAUAUCCUCAGUCAACAUUGCAGGUGGCUUUCUGGUGACUCAGAGAAUGCUGGACAUGUUCAAGCGUCCCACUGAUCCCCCAGAAUACAACCAUCUGUAUCUGCUCCCUGCUGGUACCUUUGUUGGAGGAUAUUUAGCUGCCCUCUACAGUGGUUAUAACAUUGAACAAAUCAUGUACCUGGGCGCAGGUCUGUGCUGUGUUGGUGCCCUGGCCGGCCUUUCCACCCAGGGAACAGCUCGUCUUGGCAAUGCAUUGGGCAUGAUUGGAGUGUCUGGAGGCCUGGCAGCCACCCUUGGAGGCCUAAACCCGAGCCCAGAAUUGUUAGCUCAGAUGUCUGGAGCAAUGGCUUUGGGCGGUACCGUUGGAUUGACAAUUGCCAAACGCAUCCAGAUUUCCGAUUUACCUCAGUUAGUUGCUGCUUUCCACAGUUUAGUGGGCUUGGCUGCUGUGCUUACUUGCAUAGCUGAGUAUAUUGUAGAAUAUCCACAUUUUGCUGUGGAUCCAGCAGCAAAUCUCACCAAGAUCGUGGCCUACCUCGGUACUUACAUCGGUGGUGUCACGUUUAGUGGGUCUCUUGUUGCCUAUGGAAAAUUGCAGGGUAUCCUGAAUUCUGCGCCUCUCCUGCUCCCUGGAAGGCACUUACUCAAUGCAGGCCUGCUGGCUAGUAGCGUGGGUGGAAUAAUCCCAUUCAUGAUAGACCCCAGCUUCACCACAGGCAUUCUCUGUCUGGGCUCUGUGUCAGCGCUCUCUGCUGUCAUGGGUGUGACUUUGACGGCUGCUAUCGGUGGUGCUGACAUGCCUGUCGUCAUCACUGUGCUGAACAGCUACUCAGGCUGGGCCCUGUGUGCCGAGGGCUUCCUGCUCAACAACAACCUGCUGACUAUCGUGGGCGCGCUCAUCGGCUCCUCUGGUGCUAUCCUGUCCUACAUCAUGUGUGUGGCAAUGAAUCGCUCCCUGGCUAAUGUGAUUCUUGGAGGCUAUGGUACCACUUCAACAGCUGGUGGAAAACCCAUGGAAAUUUCUGGCACACAUACAGAAAUCAACCUUGAGAAUGCAAUUGACAUGAUUCGAGAAGCUAAUAGCAUUAUUAUUACUCCAGGCUAUGGUCUUUGCGCUGCCAAAGCUCAGUACCCUAUCGCUGAUUUGGUAAAGAUGCUCUCUGAACAGGGUAAAAAAGUCAGGUUUGGAAUUCACCCAGUUGCAGGCCGGAUGCCUGGUCAGCUUAAUGUGCUGCUGGCUGAGGCAGGGGUGCCAUAUGAUAUUGUGCUGGAAAUGGACGAGAUUAACGAGGAUUUCCCAGAGACUGAUUUGGUCCUUGUAAUUGGAGCUAAUGACACUGUUAAUUCAGCUGCUCAAGAAGACCCCAACUCUAUUAUUGCAGGCAUGCCAGUUCUCGAGGUCUGGAAAUCAAAGCAGGUCAUUGUUAUGAAGAGGUCCUUGGGUGUUGGCUAUGCUGCAGUGGACAAUCCAAUCUUCUACAAACCUAACACGGCCAUGCUUCUAGGUGAUGCGAAGAAGACAUGUGAUGCACUGCAGGCAAAAGUUAGAGAAUCCUACCAGAAAUAAAUUUUAAAGAUGAAGGUGUUAUCUAACAGAGCCACCUCUUCAGUUAUGGGAACAGGCAAAUAAAGUAUAAACAUGUACAGCUUAUAUACAUCCGUAACAAAGCUCUUGGAAGAAGAGGAAGACUCUGAAGAAAGCAAAGGAAAUACAGGGAGAUUUUUCAAGAGCAGUGAUCCUUCAAUUUUAAAAAAGGAUUGAGCAUUCUAAAUGUCUUUCUGUGCAUAUCUUUUGUGUAAUGAAUUAAAAGUAUUUUAUAAAAGGAGAAAGAACAGCCUCAUUUUAGAUAUAUUCCAUUUGGAUUUUUAAAAAUUCCUCCUCGUUAGCCAGUAAUGUUUUAAAAAAUUAAGUCUUUAGGAUUUUAAGACUGACACUAUACAUGGACCUGAAAAAUCGGACAUUACAGGCACCUGCAUUUAUGUUUUUUCAGCAAAUGUGACUAAUUUGAAACUUUUAUCAACCCCUGAGCUGUUCUCUUACCAUUUAACCAUGAUCAAAAUCAGUCAUAUCAAAUUGGUUUUAAUUUUUCAAGCUGUACUUUUCAAUUCUAGAUUUCAGGGGUGUAUUUUUCUCACUUCUAUUUUAAUACAUUAAAGGAUGAGAUAACCUUCCAGAGAUGCUGGAAACAGUUAAAUCUUUUGCUUUGUAUGUUUCAUUAGGACACCAGUGAAACAUAAUUUGAAAUAAGUAUUCGCUGUAUUUUUUAAAACCCUGUUUCUAAUUGGAGAUCUGUUUAAUUGCAGUCAAUUUAUAAUGUGUAGUACUGUACUAAGUGCACUUGAAUGGAAUUCAACUAUUUGCCUAAUAAAAUGAGUUCAUUAUGUUUGCACA